UAGAUAGGGGGCGUGGUCAUGGUCACGUGAUUGCCGAAGCUGUCUAUCGCAGCGUGUGAGGGAGUCGGUGGCCGCCCGGUGAGUCUGGGCUCCCGAUAGGUCCCAUCAGGAUGUCGAGACACCUGAGAUUCGUAGCUCGCACUGUUAUGGUCCAGAAUGGAAACGUUGACGGGGCCUACAAGAUGUUGAACAGAAUCCUAACGGUGGAUGGAAUUGUAGAUGAAGCCAAGCGCCGGCGUUACUAUGAGAAACCGUGUAAUCAGAGGAGGAGAGAAAACUAUGAAAACUGCCGGCGGAUUUAUAACGGUGAGAUGGCUCGCAAGGUGGCAUUCCUGAUGCGCAAGAACCGGGAGGAUCCAUGGCCUGGGUGCUAGGGAGAGGCUGCCGGGAACCUCGGAUGGUACGAUCCUUCCUUUAUAUCAAGAGACAUUCUGUACAUGUGACUCUCACUCUCAGGGUAAACGGUUUAUUCUGAGACCCAUAACACUGACACCAAGAUCUGCUGUCCUGGAACGUUCCUGCCUUUUUAAAAUGAACAAUAAACUUAAUUUAAAUAUUA
Messenger RNA from Pelobates fuscus (common spadefoot toad), 559 nucleotides. RefSeq names its product mitochondrial ribosomal protein S21 (gene MRPS21). The record is from RefSeq and is a predicted model, not a curated record. The transcript is spliced from 3 exons. Gene Ontology annotation, biological process: translation. Lineage: Eukaryota; Metazoa; Chordata; Amphibia; Anura; Pelobatidae. Gene Ontology annotation, cellular component: ribosome. Gene Ontology annotation, molecular function: structural constituent of ribosome. The coding region runs from base 111 to 374 and encodes 87 amino acids.